Molecule: messenger RNA, 825 nt
Organism: Brassica napus (rape)
Lineage: Eukaryota; Viridiplantae; Streptophyta; Magnoliopsida; Brassicales; Brassicaceae
Exons: 3
Coding region: 1-825 (274 amino acids)
Molecular function (GO): zinc ion binding
Source: RefSeq, a predicted model, not a curated record
AUGUUAGAGGAUAUAAGGAGACAGUGUAUGGUUCGAAACUUCAGAAAGGCUGUAAUGGCUAAAAAUGCUAAGACAAAGUUCACAAAAAGGACGCAUCUUCAGAUGGCUAAAGUGGAGUCAAAGUCUAAGGAUUGUAUGAGCUUUCCAGCAGUUGGUCCAGUCAUAGAGGUUGAUUAUGGUGGUGUGACUUAUGCUGUGGAUAUGGAUGAGCUAAGUUGUGGGUGUAUCCAGUGGCAAAUGACUGGAAUUCCUUGCAUUCAUGCCGCCUAUGUGAUCCUUAAAGAUGGUAAAAAACUUUCUGACUUUGUAUCUCCUUGUUAUACCAUAGCUAUGUGGCGUCAAACCUAUAGUAUGGGGGUAAGGCCUGUUCAAGGGAAGAAGCUAUGGCCUGAGACGGGUAGAUUAGGUGUCCUCCCACCACCUUGGAGAAAAGGAAACCCGGGAAGACCAAAGAACCAUGAUAGGUUCAAGAGCAAGGGUGAGACAGAGAAGGGCCCGAAAGUCUCUGCAACUGAUAGCACGAAGCUAACUCGUGCUGAUCGAGUUAUUAGAUGUUCUAAUUGCAAGCAAGAGCAUCAUAACAAGAAGACAUGUAAGAAUGACUUUGUUGAAAGUCAGCCCAAGAAACCACGAGGUCGCCCUAGGAAAAAUCAGUCUAAUGCAUCAUCGUCAAAGCCAGGCCAGGGACAGUCUCAUGCUUCAUCAUCACAACCAACCCAGCCACAAGAGUCAACACAGCCACGAGGGGAAUCAACACAGCCACAAGGGUCAGGGAGAUGGGAACAAGCCACACAUGCACCACCAAACUCAGAUGCGUCGUUUUAG